Molecule: messenger RNA, 2743 nt
Organism: Triplophysa dalaica
Lineage: Eukaryota; Metazoa; Chordata; Actinopteri; Cypriniformes; Nemacheilidae
Gene: sppl2b
Product: signal peptide peptidase-like 2
Exons: 15
Coding region: 90-1754 (554 amino acids)
Biological process (GO): membrane protein proteolysis
Cellular component (GO): lysosomal membrane; Golgi-associated vesicle membrane; lumenal side of endoplasmic reticulum membrane
Molecular function (GO): aspartic endopeptidase activity, intramembrane cleaving
Source: RefSeq, a predicted model, not a curated record
GCGGGAGAUCCCGGAACAGCUGAUCCUUGAGGACGUAGGAGGGCGCUGUGGGGAAUUGCAAAUGGGGGAGACGACAACAAUCUAGCAUCAUGAGGUUUUUGUCAAGUCUCCUUUGGGCAGCUCUUUUGGUUGAACAGGUAUUGGGUGAAUAUGGUAUGGCACAUUUCAGUGACUUGGGUAAAAACGAAGGCAAAGAUUACUGCAUUUUCUUCAACUCUCAAUGGGCUCGACUACCUCAGGACCUCAGUAAAGCAACACGCCUGCAGACAUAUGAUCUCACCAGUUCUGUGCUCUGCUCGCCCUCGGAUGUUCCUGAGGGUGGCUUUCCAAACACCAUCCCAAUGGUGAUGAGAGGAAACUGUACUUUCUAUGAGAAAGUCAGAUUGGCACAGAUUAACGGUGCCAAGGGACUUCUGAUCGUCAGCAAAGAUAGACUGACGCCACCCUCAGGCAACAAGACCCAGUAUGAAGAGAUCGGAAUCCCAGUGGCUUUGCUCAGCUAUAAAGACAUGCUGGACAUCAUUAAGAAGUUUGGGGAGAAGAGGCAGGUUGCCAUGUAUGCGCCUCAUGAACCAGUGGUGGACUAUAACAUGGUGAUCAUCUUUCUGAUGGCAGUGGGCACUGUGGCUGUUGGAGGAUAUUGGGCCGGCAGCAGAGAUAUUAAGAAACGUUAUCUGAAGCACAAGAGAGACGACAGUGCCGAGAAAAACGAUGAGGAGAUUGUUGACGUCACCCCCAUCAUGAUUUGUGUGUUUGUGGUCAUGUGCUGCUCGAUGCUGGUGCUCUUGUACUUCUUUUAUGAUCAAUUGGUGUAUAUGACAAUAGCCACAUUCUGUUUGGCGUCUGCUGUCGGUCUGUACAGUUGUCUCUGGCCGUUUGUUCGAAGACUACCCUUCGGGAAAUGCAGGAUACCUGAGAAUAACCUGCCGUACUGUCACAAGCGGCCGCAGGUGCGAAUGCUGCUUCUUUCAGCCUUCUGUAUCGGAGUCAGUGUGACUUGGGGAGUUUUCCGCAAUGAAGACCAGUGGGCGUGGGUGCUUCAGGAUACGCUAGGCAUUGCUUUCUGUCUCUACAUGCUAAAAACAAUACGACUGCCCACUUUCAAGGCUUGCACUAUGCUGCUGGUCGUCCUGUUUAUCUAUGAUGUAUUUUUUGUUUUCAUAACACCGCUCUUAACUAAGAGUGGUGAAAGUAUCAUGAUGGAGGUGGCGACUGGACCCUCUGAUUCCUCUACACAUGAGAAGCUUCCAAUGGUGCUGAAAGUGCCCAGGCUAAACCCUUCUCCUCUAGUCCUGUGUGACAGACCCUUCUCUCUGCUGGGAUUCGGGGAUAUCUUGGUACCAGGUUUGCUUGUAGCGUACUGUCACAGAUUUGACAUUCUCAUGCAAACAUCUAGAAUCUAUUUCCUGGCCUGCACUUUUGGUUACGGCAUCGGUCUGCUCAUCACAUUCGUGGCUUUGGCUCUGAUGCAGAUGGGCCAGCCCGCCCUCUUGUACCUGGUGCCCUGUACUCUCCUCACCAGCCUCGCGGUGGCGCUGUGGCGCAAGGAGCUGCCGUUGUUCUGGACAGGAAGUGGAUUUGUGCCUCCUCCCAUCGUCAUGGAACCAAUAAACUGUACUCGAACCGCACAGUCCACAGAUGAGCCGCAGUUGAACCCUGAGCAGCCGGACACUGAUACCACAGAUCAGUGUGAGGAUCCUCCUCCAUCAGCUCAAGAUGAACUUCCACAUCUGACCGGUGCAGCUACUACUUAAAGACAGAGACUCUUAAGGAUGAUCAUAUUUUUUUUAUCCUUUUUUUUAUGUCAGUUAUAGAUCUGACUAUGUAUGUACUGUAUGUAAUAGACUUGAACAGUAUGAACAUCUCCGUGCACUUGCUUUACAGAGAGAGAAAGAGGAAAUCUGUGAUUUGAGCAGCUGUUUUAAGGAUUAAACUUUAUAAACAAGAGCGUUACUUCUGCAGAGCUUUAUCCGAUGUAACUUUACUUUAUGGAUAGUAUGAAGAACGGACAUAUAUCAACAGCUUUUAUCUUUUCAGGAGGAUCUCAACGGUGUUAUUUUUGUUCUCUCGGUCUUUGUGAAUCAACAUAACCUUAAAUAAAACAGCGCAGCUAGACAUUUUCCAACAAAUGUCAUAAAAUAAAAAGAUGACUCGUUGCAAAUAAUCCUUAUAACAACGAGUAAAUUUCACAUAAUUAAGAAUUCGAUGCCGAUGAGGACCGAAAAAACGAAGGCAUCAUUAUUUCAUAAUUUUUACAGUAUAUUUAAGAGCAAAACGUAUACGUAUAUAGGGAUUUUUAUCUUCAUGGUGCAUUGAGAGAUUAUGUUCAAAUGUCAGUCCAAAUAAAGCUUUGUGUUUGAUGCAAGGGUUGUUUUGUAUAAAGAUAUUCAUUUUAUUUAAUACAUUUCUGACCAUCUAUUUGAGUGACAGUCUUUGUUUUAUAGCAGAAUUUUUUUAUUCAUAUUACUUUGAAUUAUUCAAACGUAUUCAAACUCUCAUUGAAGUCUUUUAGACCUGGUAGACAAUGACGACUGAUGAGUACUGAUAUCAUGUGGAAUAACACAGACAAUUUAUAACAAGAUUCUUGAGUAUUAAUACUCCUGUACUCUGGAGGUCACCAUGUUUCUUUACAGAUGUGUUUGUUGAGACUCUCUUGUCAGAGAUCAUCAUAUGCUGUAAAUGUGUUAGUGUUUUUUUUUUAAAACUUGUUGAAGAGUCACUUAUUAAAGGAAUUAUGCCUUGA